AUGUUAACUGGCGCACAAGAUCCUGAUGAACGAAAAGUGAUUCGAAUAAGACUAUUAGAAGUGAAAAAAGCGAAUAGUGAAAAACGAGAGAAAGAACGUCGUCAGCGUGAACAACGAAUUGAGAAUGGUGUUCAUGAACGUUUCAAAGCUCGAAAUGAAGAGAAUAUGCAACGUAUGCAAAAGUUCGAAGAAACGGCCAAAAGCUAUGGAACAAAGAUAGAAUCAGCAAUCGAUAAAUCGAAAGAAAAAGCUUUACAAGAAAAGAAAGUCUUUAUCGAAAAGGAACGACAAGCAGAGCUAGCUCGCAUUGAUCAAGCCGCAAAAUCGCACAUAUCUGCGAAUAUUGGUGAAAGUCGGGGAGAUUAUUUAACAAAACUUCGUCAAGAAUGGAUGUUGCAAGAUAAACAUAUCGACGCUAAAAAUUUAAAAGAGUUAUCGAGGUUUACGGCUAACUCGGGUAUGAACAAGUGGUAACUUUUGAAUUUGUCUGCAAUAGUUCUCUUUUUCCAGGAAGUAAAUGAUUUAUUGUUAUCAAAACACUACGAUUAUAAUUUAUCUGUCAUGUCAAUGCAACAAAACAUUGUUUUAUUUAUCUGUGUAACGAAAAACAUUCAAUACUAUCAAUGACAGAAUAGUGAUCUAUUAUGUGCAUAUGUUCUAAUACUGAGUGGUGUUUUCUAUUCAGUAAGCUUGAAAGUUAUUUUAUUGUCAUGCAAUGACUCUAUUUAUUUAUUCAAGUUUACAUCUCUAAAAUUCAAUAAAAGAAGGUGGUAGAAAAUUAAAUUUGUUCGAUUCGACAGAGUUGUUUGGUAUAGACAUACAGUUUGAUAUUGAACUCCAUAGUAGGCAUGGAUUUCUCAAAUUUUCUUAUCGAUAGUUGACCUGUAUGCAUUGUCUAUGCUGACAUGGAAUAGAGAGAAACGAAAGAGAAAAAUUCUUUCCGAUGGUUAACGCGGGAGAUGGGAGCAGAUGAGAGUGAAUUCCUGUUUCCUGUAUAUGCCACAGAGUAUGCAAUACGUUGUUUGGGAAUCCUAGUUGAAGUGCAAACAAAUGUAAAGCACAACAGUUACGAUUACUGUCAAAAGUUGUAACAGUUAAACUGUAAUUGCAUCUUGCACAAUCCGAAACAUUAUGAGCAGACAUAAGCUUUGAAAGGGUCGAAUCCACAACGAGCGUCUAUAUUUGCAUUUUGACGUAUACACAUAUGAUCGAAAUGAGUUUUAGAGACGGACAGUAUGGAGAUAUGAAAUGUUGACAUCGAAAUAUCCAUGUGAAAAUUGCGCUCACAAAAUUCUGGCAUUUACGCGACAGAAAAAGAAAAGAUUUUAUGGACGACAAAAGAAAGGCCAAAGGGCACGAAAUGGAAAUAAUGACAACACCGUGUCCAAAAUGUUCAGUUGUUAUUUAUCUGUUCAUGUUUUCCUACGCUCUUCUUCCUGUUGAAGGAUUUUAAAUAUCUCAUUCAAUUUUCACGAUUCACAUCUUUUUCGUAGAUCAUUCCGACGUUCGUGAGUCUCACAACAUACUGGUGCUUUCUGGACAAUAAAGUCAUUUUGCAAUGAUAUUAUGCUAUUAGUGAAAUGAGCCUGACAGGGACUGUGAUUAGGGCAAAACUACUCUAGUUUUUCAGACCGUAGCCAAACUCAUCACUGAACUGCUGACCAUGAAUUCUUGUAUUAUCAUUGUUUUUCAGAAGAAAUUCUUCUACUUUUUAUGCACAUCUAAGAUAUCGGCAUUAUAUGUGCUAAAGUGACGUUUACUUUCCAACUGUAGAUCUUAAUUGGCUCUAUAGGAGAAUUUACUUGUAGCACCUUGUUGAAAGUAAAAUAAUUUUUCGAAGAAGCCAGCAGCUGUCAGUAAUAAAACUAUGUUUGAUUGCGGCACGAUGUUUAGUAAUGCUUCAAAAAUAGUGUUUUUAGCUGCAUUCUAUAUUUACCAAUGAAGAUGAAAUUAAAGUUAAAUCUUAUGUGAACUGAAAAUUAUCGACCGUGUGGAUAUGUAAAUGAAAAGAAACAUAAUACAUACAGCAAAUAGAAUACAGCAUUGAUAGUCAAAAUGAAUAUGGAAAGCUCUAAAUAAGUUGAUACUUUUAAAUUAAAAACAAAUAUGCUGGUUCACGUCCGAUUCUCUCUAUUGGUGUAUAAAGAUUCAAGGAUCAAUAUUGGUUUUAUGUUUAACUGUUUUGAUGGCACGACGAUUAUAUUUAUAUGCACAUGCAGUGAAUAUAUAACUUUAACGUUAAGUUUGCGCCGUCUUAUAGGGCAGCUCCUCAUUUGAAGUGUCUAACAUUAUCAUCUAAAAGAAGGCAAAAUAUUUGUCUCUGUGAUAUUUGUCGCUGUACAAUACCUAGUUCGACGCAGUUUUAUUCGUAGAUCAUGAAUAUACUAUUGAUUGUUAAUUUUGAACUGAAAAAUAAACAAAAACAAUAUUUUUGUCCUAUAAUGAAUAGUGAAAAGCGUAUUUCAAAAGUAAAUAGGAACGAAGUGGAUCUUGCGAACUAUUUUUUGUGCUUAGAAUGACAUAAAUUGAAAGCUCAUGAUCAGGAGAUGUCUACCCUAGUCGAGACUCCCGGCAAAACUCCAACGGGAGUCCCAAGUUUAUGAAAAACUCCAGCAGGAAUCGUAAGGAGUCCUGAUGACUCUCGCAGGAACUUUCUAGAGUGAAAAGUCCAACAUGGAG
Messenger RNA from Didymodactylos carnosus, 2679 nucleotides. Lineage: Eukaryota; Metazoa; Rotifera; Eurotatoria; Philodinida; Philodinidae. The record is from the annotation of a GenBank genome assembly.